This is a messenger RNA of Exserohilum turcica Et28A, 1777 nucleotides long. RefSeq lists its product as uncharacterized. The record is from RefSeq and is a predicted model, not a curated record. Gene Ontology annotation, cellular component: phenylalanine-tRNA ligase complex; cytoplasm; cytosol. The transcript is spliced from 4 exons. The coding region runs from base 26 to 1645 and encodes 539 amino acids. Gene Ontology annotation, molecular function: ATP binding; phenylalanine-tRNA ligase activity; tRNA binding. NCBI's taxonomy places the organism in Eukaryota, Fungi, Ascomycota, Dothideomycetes, Pleosporales, Pleosporaceae. Gene Ontology annotation, biological process: phenylalanyl-tRNA aminoacylation.
CCGACUUCCCACACCACCCGCAAAUAUGCCUGGAACACGAGGCCCAGUGCCGGUCCCGCUCGAGGCCAAGGGCCAAAACCUCACGCAGGAAAUCCUCGACCUCCUCGACACAAAGGAGCCCCUCCAGACCAAUGAAGACUUCCCCGCAGUUACCCAGGCUGAAAUCAAGGCCGCCCUCGACAGGCUAGCGAGCCGCUCCAUGGUCGAAUACAAGUCGCUCGACUCGGAAAAGGUCGUCCUGACGCCAGAGUCAGAGGGCAUAGUCGCAGAGGGAAGCCACGAGUUCAAGGUCUGGAAGUUGGUCAAAGAGAGGGGUAGCGUACCAAUUGCGGAACUUCCGACUAUCUUUGGAAAGGAAGUCGCCAGCGUGGGCCAGGGCAAUGGCUUCAAGAACAAGUGGAUCAAGAAAGACGGAGACAACCUAGUCCUCAUUCAGACCGAAGAGCCCAAGGACCUCAACCGCGAACUCCUACAAGGCAUCAAGGACAGCCAAUCGCUCGAAGACGCUAAACUCCUUGCUCAGCUGAAGAAGAAGAAGCUUGUGACUGUUACCAAGGUUAUCACAUACACCGUCACCAAGGGCCCAAAGUACGCAAAGGAGAUACCCGUAGAGCAUACCGACUUGACCGUCGAGCUCCUUGCAAACGAUGCGUGGAAGACUGCAAACUUCAAGCCCUACAACUUUGCCGCGCUCGGAGCAAACCAAGAUGCUGGCGCGCUACAUCCUCUCAACAAGGUCCGACAAGAGUUCCGGAACAUCUUCUUCUCACAAGGUUUCGUCGAGAUGCCUACAGGACACUACGUCGACACUGGCUUCUGGAACUUCGACGCCCUCUUCGUACCGCAACAACACCCCGCCCGUGACAUGCAAGAUACCUUUUUCGUCUCAUAUCCACCAAAAGCCGACAAACCGCGGUUAGACGAGGCAAAUGAGGCGACCAUGGAACGUAUGGAGGCGGGAUCAAAACGUCUCUUUUCUACUCCAGAGAGCGAAAAGAGGGAAAAGAAGCCACGAGACUUUGAAAAGUACUGGCAAGAUGUCAGGAAGGUACACCAAGAAGGCGCUUUUGGCUCAAUAGGAUACCGAUACCCUUGGGAAGAAGACGAAUCCCUCCGCCUCGUUCUCCGCACCCACACCACUGCGGUUUCGACAUGGGCUCUCCACCGCUUGGCCGAAGACCCCCGCCCUGCGCGCUACUUCUCCAUCGACCGCGUCUUCCGCAAUGAAACCGUCGAUGCUACACAUUUGGCCGAGUUCCACCAAAUUGAAGGCGUCAUUGCUGACUUUGGCCUUACGCUUGGAGGUCUCCAGCGCUUCCUCGAAGACUUUUUCGCCAACAUGGGCAUCUCUAACCUGCGCUUCAAGCCUGCCUACAACCCCUACACCGAGCCUUCGAUGGAGAUUUUCGGUUUCCACACUGGCCUGAAAAAGUGGCUCGAGAUUGGCAACUCUGGCAUGUUUAGGCCUGAGAUGUUGGAGCCCAUGGGCCUUCCCAAGGACAUGCGCGUGUACGGAUUUGGGCUUUCGCUUGAGAGGCCGACCAUGAUGAAGUAUGCAGUGAGCAACAUCAGGGAGUUGUUGGGUCACAAAGUCGACUUGAGCUGGAUUCGGGAGCAGCCGGCCGUGCGCUUUGACAAGGAAUAAAGUUGCAGUGGUUAGGCGGGAUAAGAUGAUGACAUGGGGUUUGGGCAUGACCGUUACGACAGGGAUCAUGCAGCCGUGGAAAUGAUAUCCAAAAUAAAUGGCGUCAAGCGUCUGUGAAAAGUAUACAAUUUU